GAAAUAAAAACCCAACAAGAACCUAUCUAUCGUUCCCUCUCUCUCUCUUUCUCUCAAAUCGCAGUUAGAGAGAAACGGCCAUUGAGACCUAAGAAAGGUCCUCCCCAUUUCAUCGGCCGGAGACGACGGAGAGAAUCUGCGACGGAAGCAAAACCGGAUCCAUUGUGGAGGACGGGGAUGAAGAGAUUUGCAGUGCUUCUUUGCGCAGAAGAUUCCGAGUACAUAAAAAUCAAGUACGGAGGAUAUUUUGGAGUGUUCGUCAGAAUGUUGGGCGAAGAAGGCGAGGCUUGGGACCUUUUCCGCGUGGCCUCCGGCGAGUUUCCGACCGACGAUCAGAUCUCCGCCUACGACGGCUUUGUGAUCACCGGCAGCUGUAACGAUGCCCAUGGCGACGAUCCUUGGAUCCGCCGAUUGAUCAUUUUGUUGCAGAGAUUGGCGUGCUUGAACAAGCGAAUCCUCGGCAUUUGCUUCGGCCAUCAGAUAUUGGGACGUGCUUUGGGGGGAAAAACGGGCAGGGGGAGAUCUGGAUGGGACAUUGGGAUCACAACCGUACACGUGUCGUCAUCUAACAAGCUCUUCUCAUACCUCAAAAUACCCACGGCACUCUCUGUAAUCGAAUGCCAUCGCGAUGAGAUCUACGAACUUCCGACCAAGGCGGAAGUGAUUGGGCGGUCAGAUAAGUAUGGCAUAGAAAUGUUCAAAUAUGGAGACCAUAUCCUAGGCAUUCAAGGUCAUCCCGAGUACACUAAAGACAUUCUCCUACAUCUAAUUGACCGUCUUGUCUUACGAAAACUCAUCACGGAUGAGUUUGGUGAGGAGAUGAGGAGCAAUUUGGAAGAAGGUGAGGCAGAUAGGGAAGCAUGGAAGAGGCUUUGCAUCAACUUUCUCAAGGGUGGGUUGUGAUUUUAGAGAAACAAAAAUGGAAGUUGUGGAGCAUCGGACUAGAUUU
Molecule: messenger RNA, 949 nt
Organism: Cucurbita maxima (winter squash)
Lineage: Eukaryota; Viridiplantae; Streptophyta; Magnoliopsida; Cucurbitales; Cucurbitaceae
Product: gamma-glutamyl peptidase 5-like
Exons: 4
Coding region: 178-903 (241 amino acids)
Cellular component (GO): cytosol
Source: RefSeq, a predicted model, not a curated record